AGUUCUAAUGACCUCGCUCAGGACCUGGGCUCACAGAGGCCCUUACAGGCCACUGUAGUGCUGUUGAACUCUAAUGGUAAAAGCUCAGCGUCUCAGGGUGUCACCAUGACCACGCUCUGCCUGGAUUCCCCCACCAAACCCAAAAAUAGGACCUUGUUUGGCACAGAAUGGCUCUCCCUACUCAAACCAUCAGUCAACUUGAAACCAGGAGGCAGUCUCAAGUUCUCAAAGUCACUGAAUGACGUGGGACAAAAGAUGGACAGCCUAUGCAACAGUCUUCACUUUAUAGACCGCACGUGUUCGGAUGGGGAGCUGGGAGUGGAGAAGGAACAACUCGUGCAAGACGGCCACAUCAAAGCCCUCAAUGGUCAAGCCAACUCUCCUCCUCCAUUUGCUUUCCAGCCUCCAUCCUUCCUCAACAACUAUAAAUGCAUCUCUAACCCAGGGCCUGAGUACUGCCUGGCUUCCCCUGCUCCUCCCCAUUCAGACCUUCAAAGAAGCUCCAACUUCCUGCGCCUCAUCUUCCCGUUCACCCGUUCAUCCACUGCAGGAAGUCUGCAGGCAUCUGAAAUGGGAAGCUACGCUUCAAGGCUCCACAUCACAAAUUCAUCCAGCGCCAUGCUGGACGUCAGCGAGUCUUGCUGUAUGGAGGAGAUAGGAGACGAUGAGGUGUUCGAGGAGGUCUCGUCCCGCUGGAAGCUGAAGAUGGAGCGCUUGCGGGCUCCUCUUUGCUCCCUUGAGGAGGACAGCGACCUGGAUCAGUGCUGCUCUCCACUGUCAGAGAAAAACGUGCCUCUGUCGCCCUACUCCCUGUUGGGGGACUGCUGCAGGAUUUGUCACUGUGAGGGGGAUGAUGAGAGUCCGCUGAUAACACCCUGUCACUGCACUGGGAGUUUGCGGUUUGUCCAUCAGGCCUGCCUGCAGCAGUGGAUCAAGAGCUCAGACACGCGCUGCUGCGAGCUCUGCAAGUAUGACUUCAUCAUGGAGACCAAGCUCAAGCCACUCCGCAAGUGGGAGAAGCUUCAGAUGACCGCCAGCGAGAGGAGGAAGAUCAUGUGCUCGGUUGCUUUUCACGUCAUCGCCAUCACAUGUGUCGUCUGGUCUCUCUACGUCCUCAUUGACCGCACAGCAGAGGAGAUCAAACAAGCGGGGAGAAUACCAGGUGGACUAAAGCUGCACCCCGGCCUGACUUACGGAGCCUCUGAAAGCAGGAUACUGGAAUGGCCUUUUUGGACCAAACUGGUGGUGGUGGCCAUAGGCUUCACUGGCGGACUGGUGUUCAUGUACGUGCAAUGCAAGGUCUACAUCCAGUUGUGGAAGAGACUCAAGGCCUACAACAGAGUAAUAUAUGUGCAGAACCGCCCAGAGACCUGUAAAAAGAGCGUUUUUGAUAAGCCCUCACUUCUGGAGCCAAACUUGGAGAAUAAAGAGGCACUCGGGCUGGCGCAGUCGGACACAAACUCUUCCCAGUACACAGAGACGGAGGACUACAGUAUGGAGAUCCUGCACGUGUAAUCGCCUGGCCUACAUAUACCUACCUAGAGGACUGGCUGGGGCGUUGCAUGCUCCGGGACACAUGGCGAUGCCACACAGCACUGGGCACGAGGACUGUCUGAGACUGAGACUCGUUUUGUUGUUUAGAUGUUAUUUUCUCUUUGUUCGUUUGUCCAAACUGUUCCUGUGAGUUGUUGGCUAACCAUAAUGAAUCUCGGAUCAUUCCAGCUACUGCCAUUGUACUGCUGUCGUACAAGAGUUGAAAUCCACCGUUCGAGCUGUGUCUGUGUGGACGUGUCUGCACUGGUUCUGAUGGAGUCGAUGCAUAGAAGCACUUUUUAUUUCCCUGUUCUGAAGAGCCCUGUUUUAAUAAUAUAUUCAUUCCCUUUCUACGUGGAUAAGACAUUAAAACAAACUUGAAGUUUUGCGAGCGAGA
Messenger RNA from Sinocyclocheilus anshuiensis, 1930 nucleotides. Its product is annotated as E3 ubiquitin-protein ligase MARCH8-like. The annotation marks the transcript as partial. Gene Ontology annotation, molecular function: zinc ion binding. The record is from RefSeq and is a predicted model, not a curated record. The transcript is spliced from 6 exons. Lineage: Eukaryota; Metazoa; Chordata; Actinopteri; Cypriniformes; Cyprinidae.